Messenger RNA from Chinchilla lanigera (long-tailed chinchilla), 7855 nucleotides. RefSeq names its product inositol polyphosphate-4-phosphatase, type I, 107kDa (gene Inpp4a). Gene Ontology annotation, molecular function: phosphatidylinositol-3,4-bisphosphate 4-phosphatase activity. The transcript has 23 exons. Bases 780 to 3431 code for a protein of 883 amino acids. Gene Ontology annotation, cellular component: cytoplasm. NCBI's taxonomy places the organism in Eukaryota, Metazoa, Chordata, Mammalia, Rodentia, Chinchillidae. The record is from RefSeq and is a predicted model, not a curated record.
CUAGAAAAUGGAAAAGAAAUGGAAAUGGACAAUUAGAGAGUCAAUCCGGGAGGCCAAAUAUUUAAAAGAGAAAAUAAAAAAGAAUGCAGGGAGGAAAUUACCAAGGAAUAAUACAAGAAAUCUCUCAGAACUGAAGAAGGUGUUUUUAGGUUAAAAAUGUCUUCCAGGGCUCAGCAUAACGAUCAAAAAAGACCUAGAACCGUCACCUGCACAUGACGGUGAAGUUUCAGAAAAGGACAUAAAACGAACUGCAGAAACUCCUGGAGGAGGAGCAGGUGCUCUCCAAGAAGCAGGAAUGAAACUGGUGUGGGACUUGUCAGUGACCCUGAGAACUUUGGGAGGCAGAGAGGCAACACCUUCAGUUAUAUUUUCAGCCUGCAGUCUUCUGUGCCAGCAGACUACCAAGAGAGUGUGAGGGUGGAACGAACUGGUUGGGCUCUACAGAGUCUCGAAUUCACUUCCCUGUAUGCUUUUUUUGGAAUUAUGGAGGAUGGGCUCCACCCAAAAGAAGGAAUAAAUUGAGAAAAAAGAUGAGAUGGUAUCCAGGAAACAGAGUUCACACUAGAGAGAGGUGAAAGAAAUCCCAUGAGGCUCUCGCUUGCAGUGAGCUGCAUACCCCGUCACUAGAUCGGAAACCAAAUAGUUUUGUAGCAGUGAGUGUCACCACCCCUCCUCAGGCCUUCUGGACAAAGCACGCGCAGACGGAGAUCAUCGAGGGAACCAACAAUCCUAUCUUCCUAAGCAGUAUUGCCUUCUUUCAGGACUCUCUUAUCAAUCAGAUGACACAAAUCAAACUAUCUGUGUAUGAUGUCAAAGAUAGAUCUCAGGGAACAAUGUAUUUACUGGGCUCUGGAACAUUCGUUGUCAAAGAUCUGCUCCAGGACAGGCAUCAUAGGUUGCAUCUAACACUAAGGUCCGCAGAGAGCGACCGUGUGGGUAACAUCACCGUGAUUGGCUGGCAGAUGGAAGAGAAGUCAGACCAGCGGCCCCCGGUGACUCGGUCUGUGGACACCGUCAACGGGAGGAUGGUGCUGCCCGUUGAUGAGAGCUUGACCGAGGCCUUGGGAAUCCGGUCUAAAUAUGCUUCAUUGCGAAAAGACACUUUACUGAAAUCAGUGUUCGGUGGCGCCAUCUGCCGCAUGUACCGCUUCCCAACCACCGACGGCAACCACCUGCGGAUCCUGGAGCAGAUGGCGGAGAGCGUGCUGUCCCUGCAUGUGCCCCGACAGUUUGUGAAGCUCCUGCUGGAAGAAGACGCAGCCAGAGUCUGUGAGCUGGAGGAGUUGGGGGAGCUGUCCCCUUGCUGGGAGAGCCUCCGGCGCCAGAUUGUCACCCAAUACCAGACCGUCAUCCUCACGUACCAGGAGAACCUGACUGACCUCCAUCAGUACAAAGGUCCCUCGUUUAAAGCAAGCAGUUUGAAAGCAGAUAAAAAGUUAGAAUUUGUUCCCACAAACCUGCACAUACAAAGGAUGAGAGUGCAAGAUGAUGGAGGAUCAGAUCAGAACUACGACAUCGUCACCAUCGGAGCACCAGCGGCACACUGCCAAGGUUUUAAGUCAGGAGGUCUCCGCAAAAAGCUGCACAAAUUUGAAGAGACUAAGAAACACAGUUUUGAAGAGUGUUGUACGUCGUCUAGCUGCCAGUCCAUCAUCUACAUACCACAGGACAUCGUCAGAGCCAAGGAGAUCAUUGCCCAGAUCAACACCCUCAAAACCCAAGUUAGCUACUAUGCGGAGCGGCUCUCAAGGGCAGCCAAGGACAGGUCGGCCACUGGCCUCGAGAGGACUCUGGCCAUCUUGGCAGACAAGACCCGGCAGUUGGUCACUGUCUGCGACUGCAAGUUACUGGCCAACUCCAUCCAUGGGCUGAAUGCUGCGCGGCCUGACUACAUCGCCUCCAAGGCCUCCCCCACCUCGACUGAGGAGGAGCAGGUGAUGCUUCGGAACGACCAGGAUACCCUCAUGGCCAGGUGGACGGGGAGGAACAGCCGAUCUUCCCUGCAGGUGGACUGGCAUGAGGAGGAGUGGGAGAAAGUGUGGCUGAACGUGGACAAGAGCCUGGAGUGCAUCAUCCAGCGGGUGGACAAGCUGCUGCAGAAGGAGCGUCUGCACGGCGAGGGCUGUGACGACGUCUUUCCCUGUGCGGGCAGCUGCACCAGCAAGAAAGGUAACCGCGACAGCCACGCCUACUGGAUCAGACCGGAAGACCCCUUCUGCGAUGCCCCCUCCUCGCCAUGCCCUUCCUCCAUGCCCACCGCUGCAUGCCAUCCUCACCCGAGCACACAUUGCAGCCCCCCUCCUGAAGAGUCCAGCCCAGGUGAAUGGAGCGAGGCCCUCUACCCACUGCUGACCACCCUCACCGACUGCGUGGCCAUGAUGAGCGACAAGGCCAAGAAGGCCAUGGUCUUCCUGCUCAUGCAGGACAGCGCCCCCACCAUAGCCUCCUACCUGAGCCUGCAGUACCGCCGCGACGUGGUCUUCUGCCAAACCCUGACAGCUCUCAUCUGCGGCUUCAUCAUCAAGCUGCGGAACUGCCUGCACGACGACGGCUUCCUGCGGCAGCUUUACACCAUCGGGCUGCUGGCCCAGUUUGAGAGCCUGCUGAGCACCUAUGGUGAGGAGCUGGCCAUGCUGGAGGACAUGAGCCUUGGAAUCAUGGACUUGAGGAACGUGACCUUUAAAGUCACGCAGGCCACUUCCAAUGCAUCAGCGGACAUGCUGCCUGUCAUCACAGGCAAUCGUGAUGGGUUUAACGUGCGGAUCCCCCUGCCAGGCCCGCUCUUCGACGCCCUGCCCCGGGAGAUCCAGAGCGGCAUGCUGCUGCGCGUGCAGCCCGUCCUCUUCAACGUGGGCAUCAACGAGCAGCAGACCCUGGCCGAGAGGUUUGGGGAUACGUCUUUACAAGAAGUCAUCAACGUGGAGAGCUUGGUGCGGUUAAAUUCCUACUUCGAACAGUUUAAGGAAGUUUUACCUGAGGAUUGUCUACCUCGGUCCCGCAGUCAGACCUGCCUGCCAGAGCUGCUGCGGUUUCUGGGUCAGAACGUCCACGCCCGGAAGAAUAAGAAUGUGGACAUUCUCUGGCAAGCUGCUGAGAUCUGCCGCCGCCUUAACGGGGUCCGAUUCACCAGCUGCAAGAGCGCCAAGGACCGCACGGCCAUGUCGGUGACGCUGGAGCAGUGCCUGAUCCUGCAGCACGAGCACGGCAUGGCCCCGCAGGUCUUCACCCAGGCCCUGGAGUGCAUGCGCAGCAUUGGAACACGGGAGGUAGUCACCCAGAAGAACUUGAGCGGCCUGGUGCCCAUCCGGGACUUAAGGCUAGACCCCAGCCUCCUCUGUUCCCUUCCUUUAUUAGCGCUGAGCCCCAAUUUACUGAUUGUGUGGCUCUUUCUGAGCAUAGCAUACCUGGUGACCAAAUUGCGUUGCAAAUGAGUAUCAUUCUGAAAAAUUAAUGAGUCACAAGAGAAAACAAAAGUGCCCGAAUAUGUCCAGCCACCGUGUACCUAACUGCACAGAAGGAAGGUGUCAAAGCGUGGCCUGCCAAGAAAUAUCUCAUGCCUUACAGUUUGAUGUUUUGUUCUUCUGAACUGUACAUACCUGCCAAAUUAUUUCGCCAAGAGGACUUGUUCAUUUCAAUCCUGUAGCGUCUUCAGUGCUUGUAACAUGUUCUUACGGUGCUGUGCCCGUUACCACUUUAUUUAGCUGGCCUGGAAUGAUUUGUACCAAAUCUCUAACCUUCUGAUGUAAAGCUGUUUAUUACCUGUACAUCUCAUGUGCCCUAUUUCCAAGAGAAGGGAAUUCUGUCUGAAAAGAAUUUGUAUAUUUGAUACUAUUCUUUAAGUGUACCGCUCACCUUACCCUUCCCUUUUGAAGAAAAAUGAAAAAGAUAGAUGCUUUAUAACUGACUCAUCAGAUCAGCCUAUUUCAUAGGACAUAUACUUUCUGCUUUCAUUUUAAAGCGUAGUCCCUGGAUUACAGUAGCAAACAGUUUGCAGAAUCAUGCAUUUCCUUGCUUCUUUAGUUCCAGUUGGGGGUGACACAGCUCUGAAGAGAGUAGAGCAUUGUCUCAUGUCGGCACAUAAAGAUCACAUUUUGCAUGUGACUGCAGAGAACUCCUGGAUGUUACACUGACUCUAGGAAUUAAUGCACAUUGUAACAAAAGGACCUUAAGUUACAUGCACUUACUUUUCUUGACCUAGCAUUUUACAUUUAAAAAAAUCCGUCUGUAAUUUCAGGUUAAGUCCACACAUCCCUGUCUUACUAACCACAUAUGGUUAGUAAUGAACAACAGCGCCCCCCUCAAAAAGUCAAAGAACAAUUACCAAAAAAUGAGGGUUAGCUUUUGAGUAGUUGUGUCCUGAGAGUUACUUUAAUUCCUGCUAUUGUAACUCUUCAUUUUAACAUAGUAAUGUCCCUAACACAGGAUGAUUGUCACCUUAGCAUUCGGAUGUGGCAGGGGGUAAUUGUCUGCCCGUAAAGUUGACCAAAUAAACCAGGGGAAAUGCUGCACACCCUGAGUAAGAAAGUGGCCUCUCUGCGCCUCUCGGGUUGUAUUAGAUUCUGCUUCUAUUUUGGAUUUCUAAUUGGUUUCCUGUACGCUAAAACUUACGAAGUGGAUUUCUUUUCACAAGUGUAGAAAAAUGAGUAAAUUAGAAAAUCUGGCUUUUCCAGAAGCCCGGCCCCCACACGCACACAGGCCCAAUCCACAGCGGUCUGACCUCUCCAUUCUCUCUCCAAGACUUCCAGACCUUACCCUGGGUUUCUCCAACUUGGCAUCAGCACAGAGGAGGGGUUCUAGGAGUCACAGAAGCAAAGAAUGACAAGUGUCAAACCGAAACAGUAAACUCUACAAUGUAAGGCCUUCUCACACCCCGGGGACCGCUGCUCCCCAGACCCUCCGGCGCUGCAGGCGUCCUGGGCAGGCAUCACGCCUGUUAGCCUGUUGCGGAGUGCCCCGGUCUCUCUAGAGCAAGCUUUCAGUGCAAAGUCUCCCUGAUGGCGAGCUGACUGUGCCCUGGACUGUGCUGUGUCCAAACUUGGAAGCUUGCCCUGUUUCAUGCCGCGGUGCAUACUUCAACUUUUGGGGGCUAUUUUGUUUGCCUCAUUUGAAAAAGAAAAUAAGAGCCCACAGCCUCUGCUCAGGCGACAAGUUCCUGAUGCCCGUGGUGGCAGUCCCUGCGCACGCCCACCUUCACGGGACGGCGGCCAGGCGGGGACCACACACAGAGUAGGGAGGUGUCUUACCAGACAGCAUCCUCCCUCCCCAAGGCCCCUGGGUGCCUUGUGGUACUGGGCAGGGUCCCAUCUCAGGACCCCACCACACAGCAGAGAGAAGCUGGGGCAGCCGGAGGAGUCCUCCUGAGGGCGCCUCCAGGACACCGUGGCCUGAUCAGCUCCUGUCAGGGCCAGCAACGCCCUCUUGUCCUGUGUGAGCUGGCCGCUGGGUUGAGAGAGAAGCGGGGCAGAAGGGCAAGAGGCCCAGGCCCUUGGUUUUGCUGCUCCCGGGGCUGGGCAGAGGCUGUGCACUGCCCUGUCCCUGCAUCAGUCAGUCCAGGCAGCGGGUGGCUUUUGGUUUUCUUUUUUAACAGUAUCUGAGAAAACUCAGCAUGGAGGCCCUUUAUGCUGAGUUUUAACAUCACCACAGGCUUUAGCUCAUGAAACAAGGCCAGAUGCAUAUUCAUAAUCUUGUCUGCUUUAGCGAGAACCAGGCAGGGUGGAACUGGCAGGAGGUGCGCGGGAGGGGAGUUGCGCUGUUCGGUGCUGAAGCAGCUUCAGCGCGGAGGCGGAGUGAUGUCUUCUGCCCUAGCCCUGCAGUGUGCAGGCAGCCUUCUGAAGUUACAGGGCUUCCUGUUGGGUGGCCUUACGAGUUCUUUCAGUCAGUACGACGGUCACUGCUGACUGCCCUGCUUGUUUCAAGUGGAGAUCUUGAAACAGUGGCACAUUGUCCCUCUGCAAAGCAGCUCCCCGGUCUGCUGAAGGGUGGCCAAGCCACUGAGGCCUCCAGGUGGGCUCCAGGGUGGGAGAGCCCCGCCAGAGGAGGAAAUCCAGAGGCCUCCUUAAAGUUAGGUGUCAUUUAGGGAUUGCACAUGAACUUCAUUUCAAAAAUGGAUAUUCUUGAAAAAUAAGUACUUCUGAUGUAAUAGAAAAAUAAUCAGAUCACCUCAGAAUAACUACAACUCUCCUGCUGGCUUCCAUGGACCACCAGGGCGCCCUCUCACCUCUAUAGACCUGGUCCCAGGCUGAGUGACAGCUCAUGGAGACCCACACAUCACACAGUGGCAGCACAAAGGCUGUAGCCAGAUUUUAUAAAUGCCAACAUUCGGGAGAAAUGUUCGAUUUAGGAACUAAAUUGGUAGUAUAAUCUGAUGUAUGCAGUCAGCUAAACCAGGUAUCAGCUCCUUUCACAUGCAAAUACAGAUUGUUCUUCUCCCUCCUCAAGGGAGUUUGGCAGACCCUAGUAGCGAUAGCUGCUUUCUGAGAAGUUUGUACAUUUUGAUACAAAUGGAGAAGCCAUAUCUGAGUCUGUUAAUGUAAGCACUUCCAAAGAUUGUGUAUAAAAACCCAUGUCUUCUGCUUUAAAUAGAAAUAUAUUUUUAUCUGAUUACUGAAUGUUUGACACACGUGACCUUGCUCACGUGGCCUAGAUGCUCAACUCAGGUGACACAUGCAGCUGUGGAUGGGAGGCUCCAGGGCAAGAAAGCAUUGGAGUCGCUGCAUGCGUUAAUAGCCACCAGGUGGACAAUUUCCUAAAACUACUGUCUUACCAGAAAGUAUUUCACACAUUCUUGGUAAUGGGACUGUGGUUUUCACUUGGAAAGGCUUGAGCAGUUGUCACUGACAUUUUUAAAAUGCAUGGCACAGUGGUCUUCAUACAAAGUAUUUUUUUUAAGUCACUGUUUCUUGGUAACUGCAAAUUUCACAUUACAUAAGGGGGAUUUUAUACUGAACUUGAUAACUAGAUGAACUCAUUGCUAGUGUUAGAACAGUACACAAACACGAAGUUACACUGUGCUGUGGGAAGGCAUUUGUACUUAAAGAUCACUUUUGCUUGUGUAUUUUGUCUACAUCAGAACAUUUCCCAGAGAACUCACUGGAGGCUCCCACUGAGAAUGUGAGACCCACCUGUCUGUUCAUCCUCCUGGGUACCAUACAUUUUGCCACUGGGUUGCCAUGACAACCUCCAUCACCUGCAGCGGGGGAUGAUGUGGCAGUGAGUUCUCUAGGGAAGAGCACUGUGGGCUCUCACUGGCUCAGUGGCACUUGUGCAAGAGGUGACCGUGGUGAGGGCAGCAGCCCUAAAGGAGCGCUUCAUUGGCUCACUUCUUCACAAGGCCCCAGCUCUGAUAGUCAUGCGGACAGUGCCUGGGCCUGAGGGAUUGCUUUGCACCCAGAAGAGCUGUGCCCUAAGUGGAGAUCGAUGUCAGAACUGCUUCCUCAGCCACAAGGCUUUUCUACGUACUGAAUUCUGCAAGGGAAACCAGUAUUUUGAGUUUGAUGUGAUUGUAGUGCUCACCGUAUACAAAAAUGCAGCUCUUUAAACACUUUGCUGAGAGUGGUAAUAGUUCUCCCUCCACUUAAUUUGCUAUGUCAAAGAACCUUGGAGCCACAAGUUACGAUACAGCCUGAAAUAACUAGACUGGAGAUAAAUCACCAAUUUAAAGGAAUGCACUUCCACUUAGAUACAGCCCCGCUGUUGGAAAUCCCCAGCGCACGGCCCCAUACGGCUUGUAUUCAUCUCUGUGCUUCUUGCUUGUUUAGAAACCCGCCAUCCUGUGUGUAUUUGUUGUGAAGAGUCCCGCACCUGUUUAAAUGAAUCAUUUUUAAUGCUAUGAAAAUAAUCAGUUCAUUUCAUCUUA